Messenger RNA from Bipolaris maydis ATCC 48331, 1470 nucleotides. The record is from RefSeq and is a predicted model, not a curated record. NCBI's taxonomy places the organism in Eukaryota, Fungi, Ascomycota, Dothideomycetes, Pleosporales, Pleosporaceae.
AUGGUGCUCAGCCUCGUUCGCAACCAAGGUAUUCCCGCCUUGGCUUAUCCUGUGAAUGAUGAAUCCAUGUUGUGGCCGUGUUCUCUAAAGAUGCUGCACUCGGACAACCAGUUUACCCUGUCUCUCGGACACUCUGUUUCAAUCCAUGGCCUUGUCAACCCGCAGCUCCUGACCCUUCGCUACGAAGGUGACAAUCUUAUCCCUGGGAACAUGUCUCUUGGAAAUGUUGAUAUCGCUCUCCCGGGUACAUCUUUGCACAGCAUCGCGCGACAUGGGAAACCUCGGCCCCGAGCGCUGUCGCUGACGCUCAAAACACCCUGUUCUGUGUGGUAUCCCUUCACUUUAGGCAAGACAGGGUCCGGCCUUCAUACCGGAUUUCACAAGCUUUUAAAGCUGGCCAGGGCGACAGAAGUGCGCAUCUUGUUUGACAUCAACUGGCUUGAGAAGAGCAACCUCGCCCGUCUUCAAAGCGCCAUCGAGGGCUCUCGCCAGCUCGCUGGAGUUCCAGCCAUUCCAGAGUUUACCCGUUUGUAUCGAGAAGCAGAUUGGUCAAUUCUCAAUUGUACCAAGGAUCCAGAGCCUGAAGCCUUGCCUUCUAUCGAGGACGCGGUAGCUGGAGCUCCUCCUCCCAUUGGGGAAACGGUAGAUGACGCCCCGCCUCCGUAUGCGCGUGUGUCGGGCAAGCGCUCGAGAAAUGCUCGCACCAGCUUGACACCCGACUCGCCUUUGCCGAAGCGUCUGCUCCAAGACCAUACAUACCCGCGCCCUCCCAAAGAACGCGCCUCUCCCGCAUCACCGUUAAGCGCAAAAUCUACAGCCUCGUCCACAGCCACGGUGCAAGUGGACAUUUUCCAAGAUCUUGUCACGUCGGCCGUCGAGAAAAAAGUACUCCCAGAUCUGAUGCGCGCACAAUUUCCCAGCAUUCUGCAAGACCUUCUUCCAGAAGUACUCGCUGGCUACUCACCCUCUCCAUCUCUGUCGCCGACACGCCAUUCCAGCCAGCUCGCGAACACGCCCACAAAACACCGUCCAAUUCCGAGUCAGAAACUCACCCCUUCGACAGUCGUCAGGUCUGUCAUAAGCGCCUACACCGAGACCCAUCUCCAAAGAAUACUUGCUGAUGCGCUCGAUCAAGCCUCGCAUCAAGCUUCUGAACUUCACAACUCAGCUAACGCAGAGUUCGAGGAUAACCUCGCUGACACUCGGCUUGACUUUGCCGCGCUCAAGGAAGACCACCUUACUGCCUUCAAUGACGAGUGCAACGAGAAGCUGGUCGAGUUCAAAGAGCGUCUGGUAGAGGAGAAAGACGAGGUUGAGGCACAUGCCGAUAGGGUGGUACUCAAGACUUGGGAUCGUUUGAAUCGAGUGGACGGUGAGGUAUGUCCUCAGUGCAAGUGCGUUUGUAGUACACGGCAUAAGCAGAGCGAGGUGAGUCAGGCGCGGAGGGCUAUAUCUCUGCCUCUAUAAGAG